AGGCGCUCUCCCCUCAGGAUAACGUCAGGUCUACCAACGAUGCGGAUGCUGCUAUUUCUCAGUGCGCUGUUGGGGGUGUUCGGGUUGGAGAAAGCGUCCCCCGUGGACACCCAGCAGCUUCGGGCCCUUCAGUGCCCGCCCUGCGAGCGGAUACACUGCUCUUCCCGGCGGGCGCUGAAGCUCCAGUGUAAAGGGGGCGUGACGACGGGUGUCUGCGGAUGCUGCCCCGUGUGCGCCAAGACGGAGGGGGAGACCUGCGGGGGGACGUGGGACUACCUGGGGAAGUGCGACGAGGGGCUGGUGUGCGUUUUUCAGGACUCGGCAGCUGCCAAACCAGACGCAGAACGCAAAGGGAUCUGCAAAGCAGUGAUUGAACAGCUGGAUGCAGAGAGCUGCCAACCAGAGUGCACCAAGGAGUACUGCCAGGCCAACCCCUCUGCAAUCUGCUCUGCCAGGUCUACAUCUCUGCAGAAUAAAGAGUGCCAGGGCUCCUGCCAGCACACGUCCUGCUCCAGCUGUCUGCUGCUGAAGCGUCCAUCGUGCUCUCAGACCUGCGCCCCGUCCGAUUCCACCUGUCUGCAACACUUUGGGAAGUGUGUGCACAAUCACCUGACUGCACCUCACAGUCCCAUAUGCCACAACAACCUCCAGAGUAACUGCGAGGGGCAUUUUGUGUGCUUGAUCCCGGACUGUCCGAGCUCAUCCAGCUAAGAAGAAACCAAGAGGAACACUUGUAGCAAAACGUGAAGAAAGGCAGCUAUGUUUAAACCCUGUGAAUAUCUCAAAACUACUUAAUCAACAAUUACUUUUCGCCCCCUGCAAUUUAAAUCAAGAUUAAAACCUUCUACUUUUUUAAAUUCUAUACCAUCAUGUAUUGAC
Molecule: messenger RNA, 879 nt
Organism: Maylandia zebra (zebra mbuna)
Lineage: Eukaryota; Metazoa; Chordata; Actinopteri; Cichliformes; Cichlidae
Biological process (GO): regulation of signal transduction; regulation of cell growth
Cellular component (GO): extracellular region
Molecular function (GO): insulin-like growth factor binding
Source: RefSeq, a predicted model, not a curated record